Messenger RNA from Impatiens glandulifera, 3117 nucleotides. Its product is annotated as probable inactive ATP-dependent zinc metalloprotease FTSHI 2, chloroplastic. Gene Ontology annotation, biological process: proteolysis. Gene Ontology annotation, molecular function: ATP-dependent peptidase activity; ATP binding; ATP hydrolysis activity. The coding region runs from base 203 to 2839 and encodes 878 amino acids. Gene Ontology annotation, cellular component: chloroplast thylakoid. The record is from RefSeq and is a predicted model, not a curated record. NCBI's taxonomy places the organism in Eukaryota, Viridiplantae, Streptophyta, Magnoliopsida, Ericales, Balsaminaceae. The transcript has 12 exons.
GCUUCGAACUUCUCUGGGUUUCUUCGGAUCGCAUCGCCAAUCGCAAUCGCAAUCGCAAUCGCAUCGCAUCUCUGAACUGCCAUAUGAUAUCCGACGAGGUAUUUCUUCUUCUUCUUCUUCCAUUCAAAUUGCAUACCCAGAGACGGACGGCUGCGCCUGUAUAUAUUUAAAGCAUACAAAGCUGAUUCAUUUAUUGGGUUUCAUGGCCACUCAUUGCUCUAUUUUUACUUCUUCCUUCAUCUCUUCUCAACGUUUUCACUACCCCCAUCGUCUCCGACCACCGCCCAGACCCUCUAUUCACUUUUGCAGAUCAAUUAAUUGUACUUUAGAUACCUCUGAAGCCGAUGAAGAAUCGAAUUUGAAGAGAAAUCGAUUGGAUUUUAUUAAACUUUCUGUAACAUUAACUGUUUUAUCAGCUUCACUACCUAAGCCCUCAUUAGCAGCUAAAGUAUCUCAGAAAAAGAGGUCGGCAAAAAAGGUUGAAGCUUUAUCUCCCCAAGAAUUUGAAGCAUGGACGAAAGGGCUUCCAACUGUGGCAAAUCGAUUGGCUUAUACGGAUUUAUUGAAUUUGAAGAGAGAUGGAAAGCUUAAACACAUAAUUAAGCCACCUGGUGUUGGUUUAAAGCAGCGUCCUGAGGUUGUUCUUGCUGUGUUGGAAGAUUCUAGUGUGUUAAGAGUAGUGCUGCCUUCUGCAGAGACUGAUAGGAAGUUUUGGGAAUCAUGGGUUGAUUUGGGGAUUGAUUCUCUUUGUGUGAAUGCAUAUAGUCCUCCAGUUAAGAGUCCAGAGAUUCCAUCUCCAUAUUUGGGUGUUUUGGGUAAGAUUCCUUUAUGGAUGCUUUCAUUUUUAAAGCCAAAGCAGCAGUCAAAGAUGGGUUUGGAGAUGAAGAAGAUGAGGGAGGAGUUGAAGAGGACGAACAGAGAAGAAUUAGAUGCAAUGAGACGCGAGAGGGAUAUGAUCGAAAAGACAAUAAGAAAUCAGAGGAAAAUGGAUGAGAGAAAGAGGAGAAGAGAGGAAAGGAAGACGAAACAUGAACAGGCUUUGCGAAGAGCACGGAUUGUUUCUAUGAACAUGUCAAAUGUCUGGUCAAACUUAGCUAGCGAUCCCAAUGUGACAACCGUGGUUGGAUUACUGAUUUUCUUUUUCUUCUAUAGGACAGUUGUUUUCAGUUAUAAGAAACAAAAGAAAGAUUAUGAGGACAGGUUAAAGAUUGAGCAAGCAGAUGCUGAUGAGAGGAAGAAGAUGAAGGACUUAGAAAGAGAAAUGAUUGGUAUGGAAGAUGAUGAAGAUGAACAAGAAGGGGAAGGGGGUGAAGGCGAGCAAAAUCCUUACAUGAAAACGGCUAUGCAGUUCAUGAAAUCUGGCGCUCGUGUUCGAAGGGCACGUAAUAGGAGGCCCCCUCAGUAUUUGGAGACAGGUGUAGAUGUUAAGUUUUCAGAUGUAGCUGGACUUGGAAAAAUAAGGCUUGAGCUUGAGGAGAUUGUCAAGUUUUUCACCCAUGGUGAGAUGUAUCGUAGAAGAGGAGUCAAGAUCCCUGGUGGAAUACUUUUAUGUGGCCCUCCAGGGGUGGGGAAGACAUUGUUAGCAAAGGCUGUGGCAGGUGAGGCAGGAGUGAAUUUCUUUUCUAUUUCCGCUUCACAAUUUGUAGAAAUAUAUGUUGGUGUGGGUGCUUCCCGUGUUCGAGCACUCUACCAAGAGGCAAAAGAAAAUGCUCCAUCUGUCGUAUUCAUUGACGAGUUGGAUGCUGUUGGAAGAGAACGUGGUUUAAUCAAGGGUUCUGGAGGGCAAGAACGUGAUGCGACUCUCAAUCAGCUUCUUGUGAGCUUGGAUGGGUUUGAAGGAAGAGGGGAAGUUAUUACCAUUGCUUCAACCAACAGACCAGACAUACUUGACCCAGCACUUGUGAGACCAGGACGAUUCGACAGAAAAAUAUACAUUCCUAAACCUGGACUAAUUGGUCGGAUAGAAAUUUUGAAGGUCCAUGCUCGAAAGAAACCAAUGGCUGAGGAUGUGGACUAUAUGGCGGUUGCUAGCAUGACAGAUGGCAUGGUGGGUGCUGAGCUGGCUAACAUACUCGAAGUAGCUGCUAUUAAUAUGCUUCGCGAUAGUAGAACUGAGCUUACAACUGAUGAUUUGUUGCAAGCUGCCCAAGUCGAAGAAAGAGGUAUGCUCGAUAGAAAGGAGAGGAGCGUUGAAAUGUGGAGGCAAGUUGCUCUCAAUGAAGCAGCUAUGGCAGUAGCAGCCAUGAAUUUUCCAGACCUGAGGAACAUUGAGUUUCUUAAUAUUUCCCCUAGAGCUGGCAGGGAACUGGGUUACGUCCGCGUGAAAAUGAAUCAUAUGAAAUUCAAUGAAGGAUUGCUCAGUCGUCAAUCUGUAUUGGAUCAUAUUACUGUUUUACUGGCACCUCGUGCAGCUGAUGAACUAUGGUUUGGUGAAGGUCAGUUGAGCACAAUAUGGGCAGAAACAGCUGAUAAUGCGAGGUCAACUGCCCGAACUCUUGUACUUGCUGGUCUUUCUGACAAGCAUUAUGGCUUAAACAACUUCUGGGUUGCUGAUCGGAAUAGUGACAUUGAUGUGGAAGCCAUGCGGAUAGUAAACAUGUGCCACGAACGGGUUAAAAAGAUCUUGGAGGGUAAUCGGAAGCUUGUGGAUAAGGUGGUAGACGAGUUAGUUGAGAAGAAGAGCUUGACCAAACAAGAAUUCUUUCACUUGGUCGAGUUACAUGGAUGCUUAGAACCGUUGCCACCUAGCAUCGUGGAUAUCAGAGCUCAGAAACGAGAAGAGUUUCAAAAAAUGAUGAUGAACCUCAAAGAGACAACUAUUGUUGGAGGAAAUGCAUGAGAAAUGCAUGAGAAGAAUGCUUAACCGCGAUCCCAUCAAUCUUAGCCGGCUUUUGAUAUUAUUUUUUCUUUAGCUUUCAUUUUGUGGAGUUUGUCGAGUUAGGUUCUCUAAAUUUAAUUUGUAUGUUACUAUGUUUAUUGUAUGGAUUAGAAUUCAUAUUAGAUUGGUAUCCUCUUUGAGAGAUAAUUAUGUGAAUUUAGACUAGAAACAAUAGUUUUUUUUUUUGGGAUUAUCCACAUAAUUCAAAUUUCAUGAUACAUUACAAUGAAAUAAUAAUA